UAUAAGUUGGUGUUGUGGAGGUACUACAUACAGAGAGCACAUGUGAAAUGCAAACAGAGCUUUCUAGCGCUCUGUCAGUCCUUUGUUAGAGUUUUGGGUUAAAGAACUGAAACUUCUCCAGAAACACAAAGAGCUAAAGAAGUGUCAUAAGUUGCUGCAGUUAAUCUCAAACACAGCUGCAUCUAUUAAUACUGCCUUGUUUCUGUACUCUUAGGUUUUUUUUUAAAUACAGUAUUAUAUAGUACAGUAAUACAUUAUAUUUGAUGUAUUGAUGUAAGUAAAUAGACAUAUUAAUGAUUGGGGAAGAAAUCUGUCUAAUUAUGGAUCCUUCUCUCCCUUGGUGUGAGGAAUAGUUUUAACAGUUUAAAGCUAUUUUGAUGUUUUAUAUUCUGAUCUAGCUGGUGUGAUGGUGCCUGCGGUGUCUGUAACAGCCCAAAGUUGAAUAUUUUCUGGGAACACCAUUGGCGCAUGGUGUUCCCAGAAAAUAUUCUAUAAUCUCUUCUAGCACAUCAAUAGGCCAAAUAACAAAGCUGUUUGGUGUUGCUUAUGUUAUAGCAGAUCUUAAUAGAUCUCAAUCUUUCUGUCUGCCUGUCUCAUUCUCUCUCUUUUUUUUUUCUUUUUGUAAAAAAGCAAAAAAAUGCCGAUUGGUACAGAAAAAGUACAAACUUCAAUACAUUUUUAUCGGUUUCUUAGACUUUGAGUUUGUGCCAAGCAAGUUAUUAGAGCUCCCCCUUCAUCAAAACAGCUUUGAUUAAUCAAGGCAUGGACUCCCCUAGACUUCCGUAGGUGUGCUUCGGUAUCUGGCACCAAGAUGUUGGCAGCAGAUCCUUUAAGUCCUGUAAGUUGCGGGGUGGAGCCUCUAUGGAUCGGACCUGAUUGUCCAGCACGUCCUAUACAGGCUUUUGAGGAUUGAGGAUUGAGAACUGGCUCAAACAAAACUAUUUUUGCAGCAUGGCAGAGCUGCUGAAAGAAGCCAGAGCCAUUAGGGAAUACUGUUGCUAUGAAGUGGUGUACUUGGGCUGCAAUAAUUUUUAAGUAGGUGCUAUAGGUCAAUAUAAUCUCCACAUGAAUGGCAGAUAGCAUUAUUGACUUAAUUGGUAUUUGACUGUCAGCAGUUUUAUUGUUAUGGCUGAUCUGUGAAAACCUGUGUUAUGGUUUAAUAUUUAAAGUUAUGAGCUAUCACUUCCAGUAAUAUAUAAAGUUUCAAUUGUUGUUUAUUGUGAAUAUUUUUUAAAUCAUGUUUCCAGAACCCUGUUUUCUGAAUAUUGAUCACAAAACAACCUUUGAUCCAGACAACAUGCUGAUGUGUGAGAUCUCACUACAAACAGUAAGCAGACAGUAUAACCCAGUUUCAUAGAGGUACUACAUAUAGAGAGCAUAUGUGAAAUUCAUCCAGCUCUUAGUUCGCUGUCAGUCUUGGGGUAAAGAACUGAAACUUCUCCAGAAACACAUCAAGAGCUACAGAAGAGGAAUAAGGUGCUGCAGUGACCAUGCCUCGCUUCUUGCUACUGCUCUCCGUGAUUGUGCUCGGACUCUUCUGCCUGGCCGGUGCUGAAGAGAGCCAAGCUGAGUCCAGGGAAAAGCGGGACAUGCCAAACUGGGCUCUGACCUCCUCUGACUUUUUCGGCUGGAUUGAAGAGCUACGCAAUCACGCUGGCUAUGACAAAAUUGACGAACUGGCCAGAACUUUCUGGGCUCAUUUCCCCUCGGCUAGUCGUUUGGGCUACGAUUCCCCAGCUCCUGAAGAAUAAUGACAUUUAGUAUUUGCUGUUUUUCUGUGCAAAUAAACUAAUACUGUCAAAACUGUUAUCACUUUUCAGAAAUUGCUGCCUAACAUAAGGUUUCAUUAAAGAUUGUCAAAAUGUGUGAUGUUACAGCACAUGUCCAGUUACUUUUUCCAGACAGUGGAAACAAAAUACAAACGCUUAAGAAUGUUUCUUUUUACUUUUUUGUAAAAAUUGUGCUGCUUGUCUCAAUCUCUGCUAUUCUUUCUACUAGAUCGUGUUAUCCAACUGGUCUAUUUAAGCACAUUUAUCUCUUGUGUUUAUCCUCCUCAAGACUGCUGUAGCUAUAAGUACUUUGUGACUUAUAUACUACUUCUCUCUUCAGCCUUAGGUUAUCCAUAUGUGCUUAUCUGUUCAUAGAUUUCUGCCUCUUAGGGUUUUUUUUUGCUUGAUAACUUGCUCAACUAAAGAAAACUGAAGUAAACACACACUCGAACACAGAUAUAAUUGCCUUAUCUAAUGGUAUAUUUCAG
Messenger RNA from Silurus meridionalis, 2257 nucleotides. RefSeq names its product otospiralin 2 (gene otos2). Gene Ontology annotation, biological process: sensory perception of sound. The transcript has 4 exons. The record is from RefSeq and is a predicted model, not a curated record. The coding region runs from base 1491 to 1751 and encodes 86 amino acids. Lineage: Eukaryota; Metazoa; Chordata; Actinopteri; Siluriformes; Siluridae.